Molecule: messenger RNA, 663 nt
Organism: Gryllus bimaculatus (two-spotted cricket)
Lineage: Eukaryota; Metazoa; Arthropoda; Insecta; Orthoptera; Gryllidae
Source: the annotation of a GenBank genome assembly
AUGUUGGCAAAGACAAUAGACCUAUCGUGUAGUAAGUGUAAGAGGCAAGCUGUCCGCAAUAUUCGCAUAGGCGGCUGCGGCGGCGGCGGCUGCGGCGGCAGCGGCGGCGGCGGCGGCGGCGGCGCGCGACGCGGCGACAUGGACGGCCGGCUGCGGCGGUGGCUGUGGCUGUGGAUGCGGCGGUGGCUGCGGGUGGCCCUGCUGCUCUGGAGCCUGGCGCUCCCUGCGGCCGCGGCGCGCAGUGUCGGUGAGUAUUGCGAGGCGGCUUUGGAAAGGCGCCGCGCGGAGGCGCGCGAUUUCUUUCGCGUGUCCGAUCGCUCUGCACACAAGUCGUCGCUGCGCCCCUCCGGCUGCGCGGCAGUGGCGCUAAUGCAGGCUCGUAGAUGUGCCGCGCGAUUUGUCUGUAGGCGGCCUACGGGCCGCCUCAGGCCGCAAACCGCAUUGCGUCUUGUGCUAAAUUCCAUUCUCACUCGCGUUGCUAAUGAGGUCGACGACAUGAUAUUGGCGCCCGGCCCCGGCGCCUUCGCCUCUUUUCAGAGCAGAACAGCCGCGGCCAAAUGCACCGGCGCGCGCGUGCGCACGUGCUGGCGAUCGGCGGACGUUGGCAGUGCGAAGAGCGCGCCAUGGAACGAGAAGUCGCGUCAACAUCAACCAGGUCAUUAG